CACGUCACUUCCGUCACAGGGCACUCCGGAACGCAAAGUCGAAGUAGGCAUCCUCUGCUCUCCCCAACGCGGCCACACACCCUCGAUUUCCGCUAUAAAGCCCGGUCUCCGGUCCCCGAUGCCUUCUCGCCCCGCCCCGCUCGUCCACCGCCUCCGCCUGCUGAGGAGCGCCGUCGUCUGCUCUUCCUCCGCGCUGCUGCCGUGCAGCCGCCCGCGCCUCGCCAUCCCCUUCGCGCAGCCGCCGCUCCGCGGCCCCGCCUUCGCCGCCGCCUCGUCGCCGCUGCUCCGCCCGGUCGGCGCCAGAUUCUCGCUGUUCAGCAGCAUGGCCGCCGCCGCCUCCUCUGCCUCCUCCAUCCACGACUUCACCGUCAAGGAUGCAAGUGGAAAAGAUGUCGACCUGAGCACCUACAAGGGGAAGGUUCUCCUCAUUGUCAAUGUUGCAUCCCAGUGUGGCUUGACCAAUUCCAACUACACGGAACUCGCUCAGUUGUAUGAGAAGUACAAGGACCAGGGUUUUGAGAUCCUUGCUUUCCCAUGCAACCAGUUUGGUGGGCAGGAGCCUGGCACUAACGAGGAAAUUGUUCAGUUUGCUUGCACUCGCUUCAAGGCCGAGUAUCCAAUUUUUGACAAGGUUGAUGUCAAUGGUGACAAUGUUGCACCUGUCUACAAGUUUCUGAAGUCCAGCAAAGGCAGUCUCUUCGGAGACAACAUCAAGUGGAACUUCUCCAAGUUCUUGGUGGACAAGGAGGGGCGUGUUGUGGAUCGCUACGCGCCAACCACCUCCCCCCUCAGCAUCGAGAAGGACAUCAAGAAGCUGCUCGCGAGUUCUUAAGCCUUGUUGCUGCGUCAACUAGAUGCAUUGGUGCAUCACCUGAAGCUUCAGUAUAAUGUUGUAAUAAAGGCUGUGCAGUCCAAUCUCGUAGUUGUGUAUGUCAUGUAAUGGAUUUCGUGGAAUGUGUUUCUUCUGCUGCAGAGAUAUCCCCUCUA
Triticum urartu is the source of this 987-nucleotide messenger RNA. RefSeq names its product putative phospholipid hydroperoxide glutathione peroxidase. Lineage: Eukaryota; Viridiplantae; Streptophyta; Magnoliopsida; Poales; Poaceae. The record is from RefSeq and is a predicted model, not a curated record. Gene Ontology annotation, cellular component: cytosol. Gene Ontology annotation, biological process: response to oxidative stress. Gene Ontology annotation, molecular function: peroxidase activity.